UUUGGCGAUAUCUAUCAGGAGGAGCAUUUUAUCAGCUACUUGAGACCUGACAUUCGAAUAGUGAAAGAACUCCCAAAGGAGUUGCAAUCAUUGGAUUUGGAGGCAAUUGGCAGUCUGGUGACAGAUGAAAAUAUUCCCAAAGAAGCCAAACCAAGUUUUUAUUUGAAGCAUAUUCUACAUAUCUUGAAUCAUAAUAAGGUUGUGCAUUUUGUUGGAUUUGGGAAUCGCCUGGCAUCCGAUCCAUUACCAUUUCAGCUGCAAGUAAAUCCUUUACUUCCUUUUGGAUCUUUCCCCCUGGUUUUGGGUCAUUUCUUUUACUACUCCCUCCACCCCCACCACUCUUUUUUUCCCAAAAAAGAAAAGGUCCCAUUUGAUAAAAUGGAAGCAAUUUCUAAUGUAACUUGCCAGAAAAAGUUACAAGACCAAUAUGAUAAAUUUAGUGGGAGGGAGUAUACAUUGGGUCAUUGUUUCUUAAAUUUUGAACUUCCUCUAGAGACUUCGAUGCAGAUGUAAUUUUCACGCGCUGAGAUUUGUUCCCAAAAUACAAAAAAUUGGUGCUUUGCUUAUUCGGAGGAUGAGACAAAAUGUAACACGCUUGGGGCGAUUGGAUCCUCACCUUGUUGGUCCAUAUGCAACAACAACAAUAAGGGGUCAAAGUAACCGAGCUGUAAAAAGUACGCCAAAAUAUUUGGCAUUACACCUGAGGUUUGAAAUUGACAUGGUGGCCCAUUCUUUGUGUGAAUUUGGUGGGGGCGAAGAAGAAAGACGAGAAUUGGAAUCAUAUCGUCAAAUUCAUUUCCCUGCAUUGGCGGAUCUUACAAAGAACAAGAAGUUACCCUCCCCUGCAACUCUUAGGUCUGAAGGUCUGUGUCCGUUAAUGCCUGAAGAAACAGCUCUCGUGCUUGCUUCCCUUGGUUACAAGCGUCAAACCCAUAUAUACCUAGCAGGUGCACAUAUCUAUGGAGGGAAGUCCAGGCUUGCUGCCUUAACGACCUUAUAUCCAUAUUUAGCAACAAAAGAAAGUUUGCUUUCCCCAUCUGAAAUCCAACCAUUUGCAGAUUUCUCUUCUCAGCUAGCUGCUAUGGACUUCAUUGUCUGCACUGCUUCGGAUGUGUUUGCUAUGACAGAUUCAGGGAGCCAAUUCUCCUCAUUGGUGUCUGGCUACAGAGUGUAUUACGGGGGUGGGAAAAUGGCUACCAUACGCCCAAACAAACGCAGACUUGCUGACAUCUUUGUUAAGAACAACACCAUCCAGUGGAAGGCGUUUGAGGACAGGGUGAGAAAGGCAGUGAGGCAAACGAAACGAGUGUUUUCGCGCCCACUUGGCAGAAGUGUGUAUCGAUACCCAAGAUGUCCCGAGUGCAUGUGCAAUACAGGCAACUGAUGAAUAUGAUUAUAUGACUUUGUACAUUCGAUUAUAUAGUAGUACCGUUCUGUAACUGAGUUUUUUUUCCUCUUUCUUUUUCAUGUUUCAAAUGCUACAUCCAAACUAAGAGCCCAUUGUGGAAGAGUAAAACUUGUGAGUUUGC
Messenger RNA from Cuscuta campestris, 1529 nucleotides. The record is from the annotation of a GenBank genome assembly. Lineage: Eukaryota; Viridiplantae; Streptophyta; Magnoliopsida; Solanales; Convolvulaceae.